ACGUGACGUGGGGAGGCGGGGAGGCGGGAAGCUCGAGUCGGAGCCCGCGCUCGAGCGGCGGUGGCGGCAGCAGCGUCCCGCCCCGGCUGCCGAGAUAUGUCACAUGGUGCAGGAGAGAGAUCUGUGAAGGUGGUUGCAGGGGGGGAUGGAUCGACACGAUGAGCUAAAACUUCUGCUGAAGAAGUGGGAAACUUUGUUCUUUGAGGAACAUAAGCGCAAGCCAAAUAAGGUGGAUGUGGCCAGUGCUUCGGAGGAGACACAAAAACUAUAUAGAGAGUACAGGGCUAUAAAGAAAAGUAGAGAAAGCCUUGCUGCAGAAGAAGAUCGAAGUCCACAUUUGGAAUCUGUGAGUAAGUGCUCACAGGGCAGUAACCAAGAUGAGAAGAAGGAAAAGACUUGUGAAUCUGAUGUUUGGGGAUCACAUCUAAAUCGUCGGAACAGUCUUGUUCAGGAGCUUACAUUACAGGAACACAGAACCAUCACCACAUCAGCCCAGUAUUAUGGAAUGAAACUGAAGGAGAAACUUGGAACAGCAGGAAAAGAGAGGCCGGUCUCCCUACGCAAGUCAAUAACUCCAAGAAGAGCACGGGUGCCCAGAGAGAUUAAGGACAAUGAAGUUAACCAGGUUGUUGGAACAGAACCUGCCACCCCUCAAGCUUCACCAAGUCUGCAGACUGCGACCAAAGAGUCUCUUGAUGGGCCUGAACAGCUGGAAUUACUACACUCAACCGUGAAGGGUAUUACUCCUUCAAAAAUUCUCUUAACCCAGGCUCAAUCCCGACCUGUAAAUAAAUUACAACAACUGCAACAGAACGUAUCGAGAAGAAUGUCUUCACUUGACCUUGGCUGGUUAGACAGGUGCCAGGAGAGAACACAACUGGGUGCAGCGUUGCCCAUUUUGAGCAGCUGUUCGUUACGAGCCAGUGGGACAAAUGUUGGGGCGGGUGAUCCUGAUUUGGAUCAUAGGAAGCCAUCAGCCAAAGGCAAGUCACUGUCUUUAAGUGACUCCACACCAGAAGCCAAUGACAAACCUUUGUGCUUAAGUGACAGUACUCAUUUGGCCAGUGGAAUGGAUCAAAAUGACAAAUUUCCUACAAUCAAUAGAAAAUCGUGUCCACUGAGCUGCAUUUCAACAUUAGCUGAUGGUGCCUCAGCAUUACUGGACAAUGUUCCUUUCAAAGAUGCCUGUGAAUCUGAUCCUUGUGUAACUGGUCGUGGAAAGCUUGCAGAAUCAGAGAAUGACUAUUUAAUGGAUGCUGCUUCUCGCCAAAUAAAGCCCACUAAAGUAAAAAUCCAAAACACAAUGGAAAAUAUACCGGAGUGCCAAUUAAACCACGAUUCAGUAACCAUGGGGCAGAGAACUUCCUGUGCCCGGGAUUGUUCCCAAGAGAUCAAUGACAUAGUGAAACCUGACUCGGGCACCGAGUUAAAUACUGGCCAUGAGAAAGAAUUGAGCAAUGUUAAAACAAGGAGCAGAAAGAGAUGGAGAGCAGACACAAAGCAGAGUGCUGAAGCUUGUGGAGGUGAGAUCAAGAAACGUAGAAAAACAACCAAACCUUCAGACACUUGCCCAGCUCAGAAAACAGAGAAGAGGCAAGUACUCAAAGCUGGUUCCAAACUUGAGGUGGAUGAAAGCUCUCCCACUGAGGAUGAUGGCGGGAAUAAACCAAAAUCUGAGACUCCACAAGAGAAUCUGUACGGAGAUGUGGAAGAGGGGAGCCUCCAUUCAGAAUCAAGAAGGUGCACUGCAGCAAGGGGUGCACCUCCUAAAAAGGAUGGAAACUUUGUGAGGAUCAACCUAAAGAAGAAAUCACAUGUCAGGGGUGGUGUGUUAAGAGGAGCCUAUCUUCGCAAACAGGCCUGGAAGCAGAAAUUUCAGAUGAAAGGGGAACGUUUUGGUGGUGGUGGACGAUUUAAUCGGAAUGGAGACACGUGUUUCCGCUGUGGAGCAACAGGUCAUUGGGCAAAGGACUGCAGGGCUCAGGGGCGGAAUACCGGGUUUAAAGCAGUAUCCGAGGAGAAGGUGGAGACUUCCGAGGAGAAGGUGGAUGAUGACGGUUCUCCACUGCCAACUCUGGAGGAGGUGGCUCGUAUGACAUCCACAGCUAAUGGUAUCUCUGCUCCUGAGGAGCUCGAACUGAUGCCUGACGCUGAGGUGCUGCUGAACACUGUUCGUCCUUCGUUUGAGCAGUCAGAAGCUCCACCAGCGGUGGAACCUUUAUACAAGCUUGGAGAGGAUAGAAAUGUUAUAGCUACUCCACCAGAAGUGCAUGAUGCCCUUUUGGAGCUGGGGUACCAGUCUUUCAGACCAGGCCAGGAAUUGACUGUUAUGAGAAUUCUAUCAGGUCUUUCCACUUUGGUUGUGCUUUCCACUGGAAUGGGGAAAUCGUUUUGCUACCAGCUACCUGCAUACCUGUAUGCCAAGAGGUCAAAGUGCAUCACCUUGGUGAUUUCACCUCUCGUCUCGCUUAUGGAUGACCAGGUGUCCGGGCUCCCUUCCAAAUUAAAGGCUGUUUGCAUCCACUCCAAUAUGACGAGAACACAGAGAGAUGCAGCUGUGGAAAAGGUGAAAGAGGGGAAGGUCCAUGUUCUGCUGCUAUCCCCUGAAGCGCUCGUUGGAGGUGGCCAGGCUGGAUCGAGCUGCCUUCCACCUGCACGCGACCUUCCCCCAGUGGCUUUUGCUUGUAUUGACGAGGCGCACUGUGUCUCUGAGUGGUCACAUAACUUCAGACCAUGCUACCUGCGUCUGUGUAAGGUGCUGAAGGAACGUCUAGGGGUGAAGUGCCUGCUGGGAUUGACGGCGACGGCCACACAAGCAACAGCCCAGAACGUCGCUCAUCACCUCGGGAUCCAAGAGGUAGAAGGGAUAGCUGUACGGUCUGCUGAUGUGCCAGCCAAUCUUUUCCUCAGUGUGUCCACGGACCGAGACAGAGACCAGGCCCUGGUGGCUUUGAUCCGAGGCGAACGGUUUGCCUCCUUGGACUCCAUUAUUGUCUACUGCACUCGGCGGGAGGAGACAACUCGCAUUGCAGCUUUGCUUCGGACAUGUCUGCAGGGAGUAACGCUAAAGGAGCCAUCGUUUGAACUGAGCAAUGAGGGGGAGAUGCCCGAAGAAAUCAUAGCAAAAAGGAAAAAGGCCAUGGCCAGGAAGAAGGUGAGGCAGCCUUUAAAGUGGAUCGCUGAUUGUUAUCACGCUGGAAUGUCUGCAAGUGAGCGAAGGAGAAUCCAGAACAACUUCAUGAGCGGGCAGCUGCGUAUUGUCGUGGCAACAGUGGCGUUUGGCAUGGGGUUGGACAAGUCUGAUGUCCGAGGGAUCAUUCACUACAACAUGCCAAAGGGUUUUGAGAGCUACGUGCAGGAGAUUGGCCGCGCUGGGAGAGAUGGAAAGCUAGCCCAUUGCCACCUCUUCCUUGACCCAGAGGGUGGGGAUAUGAACGAACUACGACGGCACAUCUAUGCUGACACCGUGGAUUACUACACGAUCAAAAAACUGGUCCAGAAAGUACUCCCUUCCUGCAAGUGUCGUGAAAUCUAUCAGAAACAGCAGGACAUCAUCAGUAGUGGGGAAAUUGCAGACGAUGAGAUGAUGGAAAUACCUGACCCAUCUGAAGACGUGUCCACUGAGGAAGUUCGGCCCCUCAAAGAAUCCGACAGGACUCCUCCAAGGAUCUGCCCUGGGCACGAGAGAGCAUUGCCGAUACAGAAAACCGUGGAAAUGUUGGAUAUCCGUGAGGAAGGAAUUGAGACUCUGCUGUGCUACUUGGAGCUCCAUCCCCAACACUGGCUGGAAUUGAUCUACCCAACUUAUUCAACCUGCCGCCUCACCUGCUACAACGGACCCUCGCAGCUCAGAGCCAUGGCAAGAAGGUGCCCUGCUGUGGCAGUGGCCCUCGCCAAGGAGCGUUUGUCGGGCGUCGAUCAUACCCACUCCAGUUCAAUCGAGUUCGAUGUGGUGGAACUGGCGGAUUCAAUGGGAUGGGAGCUGCUCCCAGUCAAACGAGAACUAAGGCAACUGCAGUGGAUGACGACUCAGUGCAAGCGAGGAAUUCCGGGCACAGGGAAGAGCGGAGUCCUGGUGGAGUUCAGCGACCUCUCCUUCCACUUCCGAUCGUACGGAGAUCUUGACCACCAUGAACUAGACGGGAUCUGUGAAUUUCUGCACCAUCGGGUUCUGUCCCACGAGAAGUCUGCACUGCUCCGCCUCAAGUCUUCCUUCAAGUCAUUUCACAGUGUGGCCUUUAAAAACUGCAGUAUCUGUGCAGAUGCUGUUGACAUGGAGAAAAGCUCACAGCUAAAGCAGCUGCUGAAGGACUAUUUUGACCAGAACAACAACCAGGAUCAACUGGCGAGCUACCCAGAGCAAGAAGACGAGCUGGACAGAGUGAAGUUCAACGACUGGGAGAAUCAGCUGCGAGCUGACAUCCGCCUGUUGUUGUCUCUUCGCCUUGACGAGAAGUUCUCGGGCAGAGCCAUUGCAAGGAUACUUCACGGGAUUGAGAGUCCCUGCUACCCAGCCAAGGUUUAUGGACGGGAUCGAAGAUUCUGGCGAAAGUAUCUCAAGUUUGACUUCAACAAAAUAAUCCAGAUUGCGACAGAGGAAAUAAUAGCAAUGAAGUGUUGAGGGAUUCUCAUUGUGGAAGGACGCCACAUCUUCCGCGGCAGCAGCAGCGGUUUCGAAAUGUUCCGCACAUUCGGUGGCCCCGAAGUGAGGGAUUUGGCAGCUGCGGUGGUUCAGGUGAUUUUUAGAAAGGUAGCCGUUUCCUCAGCUGUACCUGGCAGCAGCUGAGGGUGUGUGACAAUGGCUCCCGUUCUCUACUUUCCAUCCAGCCCAAAGAAAGGCAGAGGACUAAAAUGUGUGUUGUAACAGUGUCAUUGGUGAGACUCGACACCACUAUGUGCUGGGCAGAAACCAUCAAACAGAGAGAAAAACAUGAUGAAGGAUAAAUUAAUUCAGCCGAGGCAGAUCCUGUCUAGAGUAAAGAUUCUUCUAUCUCUAGACUUGUAGAAAGACCUGCUGUCUGUUUCUAUCCCUUUCUCCUUAAUUAUUUCUAAUAAUCUUUUCCUCUGAGCACAGUGAUGUGUUUGAAAGAAAAGACAGUUUUUGAAAGCCUUGUGAUCGUUUUCAACCUUGGUUAUUAAUUCAGUUGCCUCUUCCACUGUGGUCACAGACCACGUGCCUCAAUGUGAACAGAGCAGAAGACAGCUCGUGUGUUUACACUGGGCAGGUGGACUAUCUGGUCUUUUCAAACUUAUCACAAAACACUCUUUUUGAAGUACAGAGCUUCCAAUGCCAGUGGUAAGAUCUAACUCCCAAAAGAAACUUUUUAAUUUUUUAUAGCUUAUUUUAUGAUAAAUAAAUUUUGCUAUAUU
This is a messenger RNA of Pristis pectinata (smalltooth sawfish), 5370 nucleotides long. It is a transcript of the gene recql4, whose product is annotated as RecQ helicase-like 4. NCBI's taxonomy places the organism in Eukaryota, Metazoa, Chordata, Chondrichthyes, Rhinopristiformes, Pristidae. Gene Ontology annotation, biological process: DNA replication; telomere maintenance; double-strand break repair via homologous recombination. The transcript is spliced from 25 exons. Bases 146 to 4621 code for a protein of 1491 amino acids. Gene Ontology annotation, molecular function: nucleic acid binding; ATP binding; zinc ion binding. Gene Ontology annotation, cellular component: nucleus; chromosome; cytoplasm. The record is from RefSeq and is a predicted model, not a curated record.